This is a messenger RNA of Fopius arisanus, 2147 nucleotides long. Its product is annotated as transmembrane protein 64. Gene Ontology annotation, cellular component: endoplasmic reticulum. The coding region runs from base 369 to 1223 and encodes 284 amino acids. The transcript has 4 exons. Gene Ontology annotation, biological process: regulation of cytosolic calcium ion concentration. NCBI's taxonomy places the organism in Eukaryota, Metazoa, Arthropoda, Insecta, Hymenoptera, Braconidae. The record is from RefSeq and is a predicted model, not a curated record.
CAAUUGCGAUGUGUAUAUAUUUCCAUCCACUAGCGCUCAGCUGACGUUCUGACAAUCGAUGGUAGUGAUCGGAAAUAGAGCCUCCCGGGAUAUAGAAAAGUCUCAAGAUUAUGUUUAUUUAAUCGUGUCUUCCUUCAAUUGAUCUUAGAAUAGUUCAUACGAAAUGUCAGUCAGUAAUAUCGUUGCAUUAAAACCCGGGAGAACGCGUUUGUCAUUCAAGAUAUCAUUACUCUAGGUUAUGUUUUCGAAUCUCCGUUGCGUAUUUAUUAUCAGAUGAAUUUUUGACGUUUUUGUGAUGCCUUGGAUGGAGUUUCUCUGAGUCCAAUACAAUAUUCAUAGUUUAUUAAUUAGAGGCAUAGUAGAUUAAAAUGGACAUUAUAGACUUGGAUGUUCUCGAAACAAAUUCUCGUUCAAUAAAAAACUCCGGAGUAAGAUGCAACUGCAUAAGCUCAAACUCAGCCUGUUACAUAGCAGUGACAAUCGCCACUCUGGGAUUUCUCGGAGCAAUUGUUUUCAUUUGUAGAGAUUACAUAAAAGUCCUGCUGUACUGGAUCGAGCACCAGGACACGUGGGUGAUAACAGUGAUCGUCACAGCACUCUUCACAGUCGUUUCCUUUCCAAUAGUCAUUGGGUACCUGUUCCUUAUAAUUGCCAGUGGAUAUUUAUUCGGCAUUGUCAGGGGUAUUGCCAUGGUAGUAUUGGGAGCAAAUCUGGGGAUUGCUGUCGCCCAUACUACACUCAGUGCUUUAUCCCCAAAAUUACCUAUUGGGGCAUUGUUGAGAAGUGAAACAGCGAGAGCUAUCUUGAGAGUCAUAUCAGGACCACAGGCCUUCAGAGUAGUACUCUUCGCAAGACUCACACCUAUUCCAUUUGGACUGCAAAACACGAUUUUUGCUGUCAGCAAUAUCAGUGGUCUAAGAUACCACAUCGCAAGUGCAAUCGGUCUUCUCCCAGCGCAAAUAAUCAAUGUUUACCUUGGAAGUAGUCUAAGGUCGAUGCAGGAUGUAUUAGAAGAUAAACAUACAGCCACAACUGGAUACAUCGUAUUCUGCAUUCAGAUACUCGUAGCUGUCUCACUGAUGGUCUACGUUGUGCAAAAAGCACGUCGUGAGCUGCAUCUCGCCCUCCUGGAGGCAGAUCUCGCCUCCAUGACAGAUAGUUCUCAUUAUCUUCAUGACUCAUUACCCGAAUCCAAAGGAUCACUCGUGACACUCAUUGCGUAAUUCCUUAUGUAAUUAUUGACAUAAAAAAAUAUUGAAUAUUCUUCUCAAGACCUGCAGGACACAUCGAGGUAGGUCUCGUCUUCAUUCAGUACUCGUUAUCGUGAAUAAGUCGAAUAUGAUUUUCUUUCAUAAACGAAAAGUCUGGAAAAUAUUCAAUCGGUCUAGCUGUGCCAAAAAAAAAAUCAGGAGAACUAUCCUUUCGAUGAUAAAACGCAUCUUCUGCACUACAUCACUGACCUUCCUUUUAUACAGUUGUUGAGUUUUUUUUACAUUCAUAUAUUCCCUGUUGAUAACUUUUUUCAAUAGGUCAUUGUAUCGAUUAUUUACGGGUGUAUUUGUUUCGUACUGAAAUAUUUUUCCUACAUUUUUUUUUAUCAAAUCAAUUUUUCAUUGAAUGUAGACCAUUUUUAGAUACUCUCAUCAGAGAAUUAAUUUUAUUCUCCUCGAAGUAAAUAUUCAGGGAUAAUGGAAACAAGUAUUGAAGUAACAGUUGAAAUCGAUGGAAAUUAGCUCCACUUUUUCGCCUAGAGUAUUUGUAUCUUUUGAAAAAGGUGAGGGAGGAAGCGUAAAUUAAGAAUAGAAGUGACAUGACGUGCACUAUUUUCAUCAAUGUAUCGUACCGCAACUUGUGAGUGUGAAUAAUUAAUAACCGUAAAAAUAGCAAUCCCAUUGACAAAAUUUGAGACGAACUCCAUGUAUUAAAAACGAAAUUUGCCAUGUGCAUGACAAAAUAUUUAAUAUUCUCUACUAAUCGAUUUGAUACGUAAAAUUUUUGAAUUUGAAUCUCAUAAGAAUUAUUUUUACAUCGAUUUAUUGGAUAAAACGGUAGAACGCACAACUGUGCUUGUCUUCCGAAUUCAAAAAAUAAAUAAUAAUCCAUUUGGUCGCCUUCAAAGGUGAAAGAAGGAUGAAUUGACAAUUAAA